Messenger RNA from Salvia hispanica, 954 nucleotides. RefSeq lists its product as uncharacterized. The record is from RefSeq and is a predicted model, not a curated record. NCBI's taxonomy places the organism in Eukaryota, Viridiplantae, Streptophyta, Magnoliopsida, Lamiales, Lamiaceae.
GAUGGCUCUCGUGGGAAACCCUAGAUCCCCAAAUUUCUCGAAUGGGGAAAGAGCAUGCGAUUUCGGUGUGUGUGGUAAACGAAAUGAGAUUGAGGAAAUCGACUCCGGCAUGGCAAAGAAGGCAAAGGCAACGAGGGAGGAAUCGCAAUUCAAUUCCGCCAUGGCAACAAGGGAGGUCUCGGAAUCCGGUCUAACCAAAAUCGAUUCCGGCAUGGCUAAGGAAACGCGGGAGGUUUCGGAAUUCACAGAUUUCAGUGGUAUACUGAGUUUGUUCACGCAUAGGAUGAGCAAAGAUUUCGAUCCAAAGGCACAGUAUUUCAUAAAUACGAGGGAACAUAAAUACAGAGACCUCGACAUGAUAAAGGAGAUUGAAGAACAUCCUUAUAACCGCAAGCGUUAUCUCAAAUACCUCAGACAAGUUCGCAAUAGUGGUGGUUUUGAUGUGGAUGUGAUUAUUCCUGCUUGGCUACGUCAUGGCUGUCCUUAUCUCCAACCUCUUCAGUUGUCUCGUCCCGGCCUCCGUCAGAUUGCGUACAAGCUAGCAAAGUUUGCUAUCAAAGAAAUCAAUGUUGACAUGAAAAGCAAAGCUUUUAAGCUUGUGGAAGUUGUCAAGGCAGUAACGACAGACAUGUGCCAUGCCCUAGCAUAUUUGACUCUGGCUGUGAAAAAAAAAGGUGCUACUUCGACUCUCACUAUCCAAGCAAUUGUCUUCUGUCCCCGGCCUGGCCUUGACCCUUGGGACCUCCGCCAGUGGAUGGUUAAGCCAGACGCCCAGGCUCAACCAAUGGAGGUGGAGCCUUGAUUGUUCCAAUUCUGCUACUAUGUUAGAUAUUUUGAAUAUGUCUUGUUUUAACAAGUUUCAUGUCCAAUGGAUUUGUCAUGUUUCCACUUAUAUUGAAUAUGAACAAGUCUGAAAUCUAACUAUUUCUAUAUGACGGGGGGAGUAUUUGGUUA